AACCCAUUUAAACCCCAGGAUUGUCGGAGAUGGAGAGGAUUAUUCGCGAUCAGAUGGGGCUGAGGACUUUGGUGAACAUCCCUACCCGUGAAGGAGGGCUCACCAACGUAUGCCAGAGUUUCCAGACAGAGAGGGGAAAUCUCUUUGUCAAGAUGAACACCUUGAGCCAGACAAGGACGAUGUUCGAAGGCGAGAAGGCGGGCUUGGAGGCCAUUAUAGCCACGGGAACGGUUCCAUGUCCGAGUCCUAACGACAUCUAUGACAACGGUGAUGGCCCGGGGUCUAUCUUCGUUAUGGAACAUCUUGAUCUCAGAGAUCUAGACCAGCAGGGUGCAGCGUUGGGUGAAGCUGUCGCAAGGUAA
This is a messenger RNA of Strongylocentrotus purpuratus (purple sea urchin), 362 nucleotides long. RefSeq names its product ketosamine-3-kinase-like. Lineage: Eukaryota; Metazoa; Echinodermata; Echinoidea; Camarodonta; Strongylocentrotidae. Bases 30 to 362 code for a protein of 110 amino acids. The transcript is spliced from 2 exons. The record is from RefSeq and is a predicted model, not a curated record.